Messenger RNA from Acipenser ruthenus (sterlet), 6536 nucleotides. Its product is annotated as YLP motif-containing protein 1-like. Bases 251 to 6025 code for a protein of 1924 amino acids. NCBI's taxonomy places the organism in Eukaryota, Metazoa, Chordata, Actinopteri, Acipenseriformes, Acipenseridae. The transcript has 21 exons. Gene Ontology annotation, cellular component: nucleus. Gene Ontology annotation, biological process: regulation of telomere maintenance. The record is from RefSeq and is a predicted model, not a curated record.
GUGAGCGUUCGUGGUCAACGCCAUUACGUUUCCGUGCACAGUGCCGUUCCCGCUUGUGUUAAUGAGAAGGCACACAUACAGAGGAAGGCAAUUUAUUUUCUUCUUCUUCUUAUUAAGUGGCUCUGGGGAAGAGACGGCUGAUUACGGAUACCAUUCUUAGUUUUCGCGCUCUCCUAAGUGGGUGGUUUUAAAAUUAUUUACAAAUUGGGCCGGCUUUGUUUGACUGUUUUGAGGCCUACAGCGACUAAGUAUGUACCCCACUUGGGGGAAGUAUGGCGGUGGUGCCCAGCAUCCUCCUCCAGUUCCGCAGAACUAUGGCGGCAAUCCUCAUCCUGUUAGAGGGACAGCACCGGUCGGAGGAGGCUAUGGGGGAUACGGGCCGCCUGGUGGGAGCUUUACCAGGGGGCCGGCUCCACCUCAAGGCAAUUUCCAGAGUCUGAGGGAACAGCACCUGCAGCAAAUGCAACAACUACAGCAGCUCCACCAGAAGCAACUGCAGUCCGUGCUGCAUCACAAUAGCAGUCCUUAUGGCGUUGGUGGAUGCUCUCCCGAUGCCUGGCAGGGAAGUAGCGCUGGGCCCCCUCCCCCCGGUCCAGGUGUUGGUGAUGGUGUUUCUUCUGGGCCUUCGUACCAGCAGCAUCCGCUACUACAACAGCAGCCGCAGCAUCAACAGCACCACCAACAACAACAACCUCCACCACCACUACCAGCACCAGCACCAACACCACCACCACCGUCGCAAGCACAGCAGCAACAACACAGACCAGUGGAUCCUAAACCGCCAGCGCAGCCACCUCCGGACACAAACCCCAUCAAUGCACCAGACCAACCGAAUAAGAAUAUUAAUAAUAAAUACAACGAAUGCGCUCAGCAACAAGAUAACAGUGAUGAGAAGCAGGAGCAGCAUCCAGAUUUGUCUUCAAUGUCAUUACAGGAGCAACAGCAGUAUUGGUACAAGCAGCACCUGCAGAGUUUGCAAAAAUUGAAACAGCAGCAGAAAAAUGAAAAGGCUAAAGCAAGUAAGUUUCCAGGAGAUCAACCCCCUGACAACAAGCAGCCUGCCCCACCUCCACCCAUGGAGCCUCCAAAAAAGGAACCCCCACCACCACCUCCCAAAGAAGAGCCCCCUCCUCCGCCCCCUCCAGAGGAGUCCAAGGCCACUAGUGUUACAUCCCUGGAGGAUCCAGUCGAGGCAGCACGUUUGCAGCAUCUUCAGGCUGCAGCAGCUCAGUGGCAGCAGACUCAGCAACAGAGAACAGGCUAUCAAUACCAGGCAAUGAUGCAGCAGCAUGCACAGCUCCAACAACUCCUGGCUCAGUACCAGCAGUUCAUGCAACAGCCAGCGCACUUUCAGACCAUGCCUAUGGAUAUGCAGCUUAGACAUUACGAGAUGCAGCAGCAGCAAUUUAUCCCUCUGUAUCAGGAGUGGAAUCGGCAAUUUCUAAUCUGGGAAGAGCAGUUCCAGACCUAUCCACAUAAGGACCAGCUGCGUGAAUACGGUUCCCAGUGGAAACAAUGGCAAGAGCAAAUGAAAUCCACCUCUUCCCACCUGCAAGAAAGGCUGACCACUCUUCGUAACAUGCAGCAUCAGUUUGUCAGCCCUCCUUAUGUGGGUAAUAUGGUAGGAGUGCCCCAGUAUGGGCAUUAUCACCAGGCUGCACCAGGAGGACCAGUACCACCACCAGUGGCCUCUGUUCCUCCACUUCCACCAAAGACUCCUGCCGUAACACCCCCCGCUCCAAUGCCCCAGGGUCCACCCCCCGCUCCAAUGCCCCAGGGUCCACCCCCCGCUCCAGUGCCCCAGGGUCCACCCCCCUCUCCAAUGCCCCAGGGUCCACCCCCAGCAUUGCCUGCCCCACCAGGGAAGGUGAGUACACAAGUUAAUGCCCAGGUGUCUCCCGUGACAACUGCUUUAGCUGAAGCAAAGAGUGGCACUUCGUCUGUCACAGGAAAAUCAGCAACAUCUUCUGCAUCGACAUCGUCAUCAUCAUCAUCAUCAGUUUCUACUUCAGCUGGACCUACUGCUUCUGGUGUGAGACCGUCGGGUGUAUUGCUAACUACCAAUAAAGUGACUAGGUUUGAAGGCCCUAGAGGCCCUAGAUUUGAUGGUCCCAGAGGGAGAGAUUCUCCUAGUUCUGGUCCACCACCCAGAUUUGUUCAACACAGGUUUGAUCAACCUCCCAGAUCUGAACAACCAUCUAGAUUUGGAGCACCAAACAAAUUUGAUCAGUCCACCAAAAUUCAAAAUCAACCACCCAAAUCUGAUGCUUCAGGGCCCCCAGUAUUAAAACCACAAGACGGUCAAAUUGAGGGCUCUGACACAAAAAUAUCUAAAUUUGAGGACCAGUGUCUUAAAAGACCUGUAACCACAUCAGAAGAUCAGAGAGAUUCAGAUGUUGGAGACUCGACUUCCUGUCUGUCUGUUACAGAAGAUCUUUUGGAUUCGGAUUGUGGGUUUUUCAUCCCUAAUGAUCCCAUCCCUCAGAGAGUAGGGCCAGUGGAGAAACCAAAGCAGUCUGGCGGACAGGCUCCAAAAAAACUGCCUGCCUCUGAUACAGCCAAGUCCACUCCUUUAACAGCUUCUCCUGAAACUCAGAAAGAGCCUUCCACUAAUAAAAAUACCUUAAAACCUGGAGAAGACAAAUACAAAACAGGAGUGCAGGGAGGGUUGAAAGGCACUGAGCAGCUUCCAAAAAAACCAGUACCCUCCAAGUCGCCUCCUAAAUUCUCUGCAGUGGAUAGUCGGAAUACAUCAAUGGCUCCCAAAGGGCUUGGGAGGGGGCAGCCUGCAUUUUCAAAGAUUAAAUCAGUAGGUGUGGCUCCCAACUCUAAGCCUUUUGACUAUAGACCUCCAUACAUGGAAGGCAGUAAGGACAGAAGCCAGGAUCAGGAGAAUAGCAAUGCAUGGGGGGAUUCUACCAUAGACAGGCAUGGUGCUGAGAGGGAGCAGAUGCCUCCUCGAAAUGAAAUGUGGGGUGGGGAGCAAGAUGAAGAGGAACCUUUCAGCGAACAUUAUUAUGAAGGCCGGGAUAGAGAAAGCCCCCCAUUGGAAAGAGAGCUGCUGGAUGACUUUGGGAGAGAGAGACCAUGGGGAGAGCCAGAGCCUGAAUAUUGGGAGGACAGGGAUCCAUACUGGAGGGAGGAAAGACCACCAUUCCGACGACAUUCUCCACUACCCCAUGAGGCCAUGGACAGGGGCCCACCUCGCCGACACCUUGAAGUAAUGGAUAGAGAUCCCAGGGGUCCUCCUUCUGUACCCCAUGAUGUCAUGGAGAGAGAUCCCAGGGGUCCUCCUUCUGUACCCCAUGAUGUCAUGGAUAGGGUUCCCAGGCACCCCCCUCUACCCCAUGAAGCCUUAGAUAGGGGCCCUCAUUCCCUACCCCAUGGUGCCAUGGAUAGAGAUCCCAGGCGCCCCCUUCUGCCCCAUGAGAUAAUGGAAAGGGAUUCCAGACGUGACAGUUAUUACCGGGAUUACAAGCAGGAGUUGGACUCAGAGCCUGGCAGAUAUGGUAGACUUUAUCCAGAUUACCACAGCAGGGAUUAUGAGCGAGACCAGGAAUACUACAGGCCAAGAGAUGAGUGGGAAAUGGAGGAACGUGGCCGGGAUUACCCACCAUAUCCUCCACGGCUGCCGUCGGAGCACGUUCGAGAGGAGCGCUGGAUAAAUGAAAGGGAUCGGGACUAUUUGUAUGAAAGGGAUAUGAGGGAGAGGGGGGAUAUGAGGGUCAGGGAAUACCCAGAAGGACCAGGCUAUAGGACGGAAGAGCGAGACUACCCACCGGGGAGACCAGAAUGGGGCAGAGAGGUCCUGCCUGAGAGGAGUUACAUACCAGAGAUAGAUGACCAGAGACCCCCGUUUGAAGAUUACUUGGAAGCUGCUCCUCCUGGCCAGUCCCCUGCAAUUCUUCCUCCUGCUACUAAUUUUCCUCCUCAGCCCGGCGAUACUUCUGAAAGUCUUAUGGAAGAAUCUUCUAACACGGCACAGAAUGUGCUGGCACUUUCUCAGAGACAGCAUGACAUUAUUCUGAAAGCUGCUCAGGAACUCAAGAUGUUGAGGGAACGCCAGGAGCAGCUGCAGGUGCUAAAUGAUUUUAUUAAACACGAUCCAGCUGAUCCAGUGGCACAGCCAGGGGCUGUAGGGGCAGGAAUGGUGGGGAUGCAGGUCCAUCCAUCAGUUACGGCUGCUUUCCAGGCUAACCAAGGCCCUGAAAGUGGCCUGGUUUCUACAGGUACAGAGCUUUUGGCCCACACUGAAGAGAAGAACUGGGGCAGGGAUAAUGUACACAAUCUUUGGGACUCUGGAAGUGGUACUCAAAUUACUGAAUCUAGCUUUGGGUUAUCCCACGCUGUACAAGACCAUGCAUCACUGCCAGCAUCAUCGCUGAGCAAACCACCUGUUAUUCCAAAGACUGUGGAUUAUGGCCAUGGACGUGAUGUUCCUACAGCUAAAGUUGAACAGAGGUCCUAUGGAGAGAGGAUUGUUCUAAGACCUGACCCAGUUCCUGUUGAGAGAACAUAUGAGAAAGAGCUGUUGAUCCCCCGGGAUUACGAGAGAGACCCAUACUUUGAGCGUCGAGGAGACCCAUAUUUGGAGCGCAGAGAGUAUGGGAGAGAGAGGGAGCGAGAACGAGACCCAUACUUUGAGAAACCACCUAUGGAUUACGAGAGGGAAAGAUAUGAGAGGGAUCACUACUCCAGAGAGGAGAGGUUUCCUCCUGGCUCCUUGUCCAGGUCAGUAGACAGGGAAAGAGAGAGAGACCGAAGCAGAGACGGAGAGAGAGACCGAGAGGGCAGGGAUAGCCGAGACAGAGACAGCAAGGAUCAUCGAGAUAGCAAAGAGCGCUUUAGCAGAUCUGUACAUGACAGACCACCCUAUGAUCGUGGCCCUGAUCGGCCGCCCUAUGACCACGGACAUCCUGGAUACGGAGGUGACAGUCGGGGGUACCCUGAAGAAAGAAUGCCUGUUCCUGCUCCCUCUUUGCCUCACCCUCCCCCCCCUCAGCCACGUGUUGAGAAGAAACCCGAAAUGAAAAAUGUGGAUGAUAUUCUCAAACCUCCAGGCAGGGAGAGCCGACCUGAGAGGAUGGUUGUCAUUAUGAGAGGACUGCCAGGUAGUGGGAAAACGCACGUUGCCAAACUGAUACGGGAUAAGGAGGUGGAAUAUGGAGGGGCACCUCCUCGCGUUCUUGGCCUGGACGAUUAUUUUAUGACUGAGGUGGAGAAAGUUGAGAAGGAUCCUGACACGGGAAGGCGUAUCAAAAAGAAGGUCUUGGAAUAUGAAUACGAGCCAGAGAUGGAAGACACGUACCGCAGUAGUAUGAUAAAAACAUUUCGAAAGACACUGGAUGAUGGGUUCUUUCCUUUCAUCAUCAUAGAUGCCAUUAACGAUCGAGUCAAAUACUUUGAUCAGUUCUGGAGUGCUGCUAAGACUAAAGGUUUUGAGGUCUACUUGGCUGAAAUCAGUACAGAUAAUCAGACAUGUGCCAAAAGGAACAUCCAUGGACGUAAACUAAAAGACAUUACAAAGAUGGCUCAUAAUUGGGAGACUGCUCCUCGUCACAUGGUGCGCUUGGAUAUUAGGUCCUUGUUACAAGAUGCUGCUAUUGAGGAGGUUGAAAUGGAGGAUUUUGACCCAGCAGAAGAAGAACAGAAAGUGGAGACAAAGGAUGAGGAUAUAAAAGAGGAGGAAGGCGAUCUGGGUUACAUCCCAAAAAGCAAAUGGGAAAUGGACACAUCCGGGGCAAAACUUGAUAAACUAGACGGCUUGAGAAGCAGCAACAAGCGGAAGCGGGACUCGGGGAGAAUGUCAGGAAUGGAAGACUAUCUGCAGCUUCCUGACGAUUACGAAACCCGCAGAUCCGAGCCGGGCAAGAAGAGGGUGAGAUGGGCAGAUCUAGAAGUGAAAAAAGAUGCUGACAGAAAACGUGCUAUUGGAUUUGUAGUUGGACAAACAGACUGGGAGAAAAUCACAGAUGAAACUGGUCGGCUCGCACAAAGAGCGCUGAACCGCACCAAAUAUUUUUAACGUUCAUUUUGAGCCGUACAUUUUGGAACUUGAGAUUUCCACCUGUGAAGAUUUAGAACCACUGUCAACCAGAAGUGGGCAUGAAUUUGGUAACUCUAGUUUUCUACUGUGAGCCCUUGGUUAUUUCAUAAGUGAUUUGAUCAUUUAAAACUCCUGAACGAUUUUGUUGUGCCAGUGUAGGCAUGGUGGCUUUAGAUUGUUUUGUUUAAAUGUGUAUUCUGUGUGUGUAUGUAAUCCAUGAGCGUUGCUGCUUAUUUUACCAGUACAGUGAAACAAUAACGUUUUUUUUUUUAAAUAAACAAGGCUGUCAGUAGUUCAGUUUUGAUAAAAUAUACUGUAGGUGAACUAGAGCUACAAAAAUGUCUGACUGAAUUACUUCUUCACUGUUUCAAAGCAUAAAGUUUUGCAGAAAAUCGUAAAAUUGUAAAUAUCGAUCUGGUGUUUCCCAGUACCUGCAUUAGAUUUCAUUGUUGUUUGUCACUUUAAGAAUUAAAAAUGGUAAAGAACAGUA